Molecule: messenger RNA, 627 nt
Organism: Akanthomyces muscarius
Lineage: Eukaryota; Fungi; Ascomycota; Sordariomycetes; Hypocreales; Cordycipitaceae
Exons: 2
Coding region: 1-627 (208 amino acids)
Biological process (GO): glycine biosynthetic process; tetrahydrofolate biosynthetic process; folic acid metabolic process
Cellular component (GO): mitochondrion
Molecular function (GO): dihydrofolate reductase activity; NADP binding
Source: RefSeq, a predicted model, not a curated record
AUGCAGCCUCUCGAGCUGACACUCGUCGUCGCUGCCACGCGCAGCAUGGGCAUCGGCGCCGGCGGCACCAUGCCGUGGAAGGGCCUGCGCAAAGAGAUGCAGUACUUUGCGCGCGUCACCACCAGAAUCCCUUCACACAGCCCCCCGGGCGCGGUCAACGCCGUCAUCAUGGGCCGCAAGACCUGGGACUCGAUCCCGCCCAAGUUCCGGCCGCUCAAGGACCGCCUCAACAUUGUCAUCAGCCGCUCCGCCACCGCGCCGCCGCCCUCGCCGCCGCCGAGCCUCCAGGAGCCCGUGCGCGUGUCGUCGGUGGACAAGGCGCUGCAGUACGCGCGCGAGCACUGCGGCGGCGGCGGCCGGGUGUUUGUCAUGGGCGGCGGGCAAAUCUACGCGGCGGCGCUGCAACGGCCCGAGGCGCGCCGGGUGCUCCUCACGAGCAUCGAUGCCGACUAUGAAUGCGACACCUUCUUUCCUAUCAAGCUGGGCACGGACGAGGGCACUGAGCCCGGGUGGACGAGGCGGCCGGACGAGGAGUGGAAGGUGUGGACGGGCGAGGAGGAUGCAGAGAAUGGACAGAGGGAGGAAGCGGGCGUCAAGUACGAGUUUCAAAUGUGGGAGCGGGAGUAG